This is a messenger RNA of Opisthocomus hoazin, 1893 nucleotides long. Lineage: Eukaryota; Metazoa; Chordata; Aves; Opisthocomiformes; Opisthocomidae. The record is from RefSeq and is a predicted model, not a curated record.
AGGAAGUGAGAAGUAUCUUGCUGAAAUACCGAAAAAACGCGGUCUCACUGAAUUUGCUCUUUUUUUGGGACUUCAGGAUGGAAGCCUUGUGUUUGAGAGUUUCCUUGCUGCUGCUGGUUCCAGGAUUUGUCCUCAGUGACAGCUCUGACAGAUAUGCUGCCAAUCGGAGUGACUUGGGAAACUACCUUUCCACUUUCUCAGGGAUCGAAUCCAGCAUCCUCCUCACCACCAGACAGCCCCUGGUGUCCAACCAAACUGUCAAGUGCUCCCAGCAGACUAAGAUUGCUGAAACUUUUAAAUACAUUAACACGGUGGUAUCUUGUGCUAUUUUCAUCGUUGGAAUGGUUGGGAAUGCAACGCUGCUGAGGAUCAUUUACCAGAACAAGUGUAUGAGGAAUGGCCCGAAUGCACUGAUAGCCAGUCUGGCACUGGGAGACCUUAUCUAUAUUGUCAUUGAUAUUCCUAUCAUUGUGUACAAGCUCCUUGCUCAGAAGUGGCCUUUUGGAGGUUCUGAAUUUGGACAGUUUCUCUGCAAAUUCCUUCCCUUUAUACAGAAGGCAUCGGUGGGAAUCACAGUCCUUAAUCUCUGUGCCCUUAGUGUGGACAGGUAUAGAGCAGUUGCCUCCUGGAGCCGUGUUCAGGGAAUUGGAAUCCCUAUGAUCACUGCUAUUGAAAUUUUCUCCAUUUGGCUUCUGUCCUUCGUACUGGCUAUUCCAGAAGCAAUUGGUUUUGCUGUGGUACCUUUCAGAUACAAGGAUGAAAACUAUGUUACCUGCAUGCUCAAUCCUACAAAUAAUUUUAUGUUGUUUUACAAAGAUGCAAAGGAUUGGUGGCUGUUUGGUUUCUAUUUCUGCAUGCCACUGGCGUGUACUGCCAUAUUUUAUACGCUAAUGACUUGUGAAAUGUUAAACAGAAGAAACAGCAACUUGAGAAUCGCUCUCAGCGAACACCUUAAGCAGCGUCGAGAAGUUGCAAAGACAGUUUUCUGUUUAGUCGUGAUUUUUGCUCUUUGCUGGUUCCCUCUCCAUUUGAGCCGAAUUUUGAAGAAAAUGGUAUACAAUGAAAGAGACUCCAGCAGAUGUGAACUGCUCAGUUUUUUGCUGCCGUUGGAUUAUAUCAGUAUCAACCUAGCAACCAUGAACUCUUGUAUAAACCCAAUAGCUCUGUAUUUUGUGAGCAAGAAGUUUAAAAACUGUUUCCAGUCAUGUCUUUGCUGUUGCUGCUCCCAGUCUAAGAGUCUAGUGACUUCAGUGCCCAUGAACGGAACAAGCAUUCAGUGGAAAAAUCAAGAACUAAACAAUCACAAUACAGAUCGAAGCAGCCAUAAAGACAGCAUAAACUAAAAAUUAAGGACUCUGAUAACACUUCAGAAUCAAACAGGAAAAAAAGGUCACAACAAAUCUAUUUUAAGAGCAAGCCCAGUGACUGUUCCAUAAUCAAUUCAGACAUGCACCCUUGUACCUAAUUCUAGACGUGACUGAGUAGAUUGCCUGACUAUAACUGUGAUGUUCUGUGAACUGAGAUCCACUGGAUGGUAAUUCUGUCUCUGAACAUGGUAUCGUUGUGAUUAUGACACCAAAAAACUGACUUGAACUACACAGGUGUUUUGCGCUUCUGAACCAAGCAAGAACUGUCCAGUGUCUGUGACUGGUACAAUACAAUCUUUUUACCUGCUUGUCACCUAGAAUUAAUCACUGUGGAAUUUUUCAGAAGAUAUCAAAAUGGAAUCUGUCUGUGACUGUAUUUUCUCUCUGCCAGUUUGUCUUUUAACUUUUAUUUGUGUGGUGGAUAUAUUCCAUGCACCAGUAUGUUUUGCAUGUUGUUGCUAUUGUUUUUCAGGUUUAUGUUGGAAAAUGUUUUGGUCCACACCAGUAUUUUAUUUACUUAUGUUAC